UCCAGAAAAAAUGUUUGAAGUUUAUGUGGAAGUAAGUCACCGAGGGACCGUUACCUCCGAUGCAGAUGCACUUCAUGUACUAAAGCCUGACGAAGGAGCUCAGUAUCCUGAGGUGCGGAGGCAAUUCCCAGAGGAUUACAGCGACCAGGAAGUUCUACAGACUUUGACGAAGUUUUGUUUCCCCUUCUGUGUGGACAGCCUUACAGUCAGCCAAGUUGGCCAGAACUUCACAUUUGUACUUACUGACAUUGACAGCAAACAGAGAUUUGGGUUCUGCCGUUUAUCUUCAGGGGCGAAGAACUGCUUCUGUAUAUUAAGCUAUCUUCCCUGGUUUGAAGUUUUCUAUAAACUACUGAACAUCUUGGCUGAUUACACAAUCAAAGGACAUGAUAGUCCGUGGAAAGAACUACUGGAAACUUUGCAUAAUCAUCCUGUCCCUAAUCCUGGUGUUCCUGUCAGCCUCAGUGUGCAUUCUCAUUUUACUGUGCCAGAUUACAGAGAACUUCCAAGUAUUCCAGAAAAUAGAAAUCUAACAGAAUAUAUUGUAGCAGUAGACAUCAACAAUAUGCUUCAUUUGUAUGCCAGUAUGCUGUAUGAACGCCGAAUCCUGAUCUGCUGCAGUAAGCUAAGCACUUUAACUGCCUGUGUCCAUGGUUCUGCAGCAAUGCUUUACCCAAUGUUUUGGCAACAUGUUUACAUUCCUGUUCUCCCACCACAUCUACUGGACUACUGUUGUGCCCCAAUGCCCUACCUCAUAGGAGUACAUUCGAGUUUAAUGGAGAAAGUUAAAAGUAUGGCUCUGGAUGACGUAGUUUUACUGAAUGUGGACACUAAUACACUGGAAACACCAUUUGAUGAUCUUCAAAGUCUCCCAAAUGACGUGGUGUCUUCACUUAAAAAUCGUCUAAAGAAAGUAUCCACAACAACUGGCGAUGGAGUUGCACGUGCAUUUUUGAAAGCUCAGGCUUCUUUGUUUGGCAGCUACCGAAGCGCUUUGAAAAUUGAACCAGAGGAGCCAAUAACAUUUUGUGAAGAAACAUUUGUGGCUCACCGUUCCAGUGCAAUGAGGCUGUUUCUCCAAAAUGCCAUACAGCUGCAACUUUUUAAACAGUUUAUUGAUGGGAGACUUGAACUUCUGAACUCUGGAAAAGGCUUCAGUGAUAUUUUUGAAGAAGAAAUCAAUAUGGGUGAAUAUGCUGGGAGUGAUAAACUAUAUUACCAGUGGCUUGUAACUGUAAAGAAGGGGAGUGGAGCUAUUAUCCAUACAGUAAGAACCAAAGCUAAUCCUGCUAUGAAGACUGUGUAUAAAUUUGCUAAAGAUCAUGCAAGAAUGGGAAUUAAAGAGGUGAAAAAUCGCUUGAAGCAAAAGGACUUUGCGGAGAAUGGCUAUGCAGCUGCCACUGAAGAUUCACAACAAAGGGCUGUGCCAUCCCCAUUGGUUGAAAAGAAGGAAGUCAAGCAGAGAGAUGACCGCCGACCCAUCACAGUUCAUUUUGGACAGCAUGAAAGAGCUCCACCUCCUCGACCUCCUCCUCCAAAACUACAACGUUCCAUUAGGCCAGCUCGCCCACCACGACCUCAGAUUAGGAGACCUAAGAGCAAUGCAGCUGUAGAAGGUCGAAGAACUUCUGUUUCCAGUCCAGAACAUGUUGUAAGGCCCACAAGGCACUAUACUGUAUUCCUUUCUGAAGAUUCCUCUGAUGAUGACUUUCACCAAGAAGAGGACUCUGUUUCUGGCUUCUCUGAAAACUUUCUCUUCUCCACUCCUUUCGAAUGGCCACAACCAUACAAGACAUUAAAAGAAACAGGUGGUACAGAAGGAGAAGAUAUGCUGACCGUAGAUGGUGACACAGUUGGAAACAUAACCCCACCUAGCCCCACUAUAUCUGACAGAAUGUCAGGAAUUGACUUACUAGAAGACAGCUAUAGUGUCUUGGAAGUGGAGCUUCCUCAUCAGCCUCUCACUCAAGCCAAAAGUCUAGAAGACCUAAGAACUCCUAAGGAUGAUGAUGGUGAACAACGUGGGACAUUUGAUUAUCAGCGUAUGGAGUUAAAUAUGCCUGAAAGGAACAAAAGUCUGCCUGGAAUUAAUCACUUGCCCCCUUACAAUAAACUCUGGAGUAUGGGUCAGGAUGACAUGGCACUCUCUAUGAAAUCAUCUAUAAAUUCCUCAGAAAGGCAUUUAAAACAUUUUGGUGGUGGGGUCCUGUCAGUUUCACCAAGACCCCCAAGUGAAGAAAGUUUACUGACUUUUCAGGACAAAGAGAACAGCGGUACUGGUAUACAAAGUAGCAUCACUAUUCCUAGGCCUCAGGGGAGGAAGACUCCAGAACUGGGCAUCGUUCCUCCUCCACCUGCAAUGAGAGUAGCAAAACAGCAGUCUGUUUUAGCAGAAACUUCAAAGACAUUGUCUGUCGCAGAGCUACUUCAAGAACCGUAUGGAUCCAAAAGGAAGUCCACUGACCCAGAAUAUAGACCAUCUCCAAGUUACUCUUCCCAAGCUUCUCAGCCUUUUUCAGGUUCAUCUCCGAGUGAUGUUCUUAAGCCUACUAAGGUGGGCGCAGAAAGCAUUAGCACUGAGGACCUUCUCAGCCUUCUGGAUCCCCUCAGCUCAAGCAGUAGUGCAUGCACUACUGAAACACAGCCCUCAUUAGACCUUCAGAGAUCCACACACACACUAGAGUCUACUCCUGCUAACUUUCUUUGUGGAGGAACAGAGUUUGUCUCACCGUUUGGACAGCACCUGGGGUACUCAUCUUCUUCAGCACCAAUUGCACCAUUUUCACAGACCUCUCUAAAUCCAUUUACCCAAACUGCACCAUCUGCCCUUCAAAUUCCUUUACCCAGACCAUCUGGAAGCCAAUUUGUGUCACCUACAGUUUCCAUGUUUAACACUAACUACAUCCCUCCAAAUCAUGCCUUCUUCCGACCACAAAGAAACUUCUCAGCACCAUCAUUGUCAAAUGUGUUCAGUCAACCAUCAACACUAACUCCAUCCGUUCCAUUUUUACAGCACAGUCAAACCUCUUCACAGAACAUCUUUAUGCAGCCUGCCUCUGCAACACCCAGUACCAUAUCAGUACUUCAGAUGUCAUCUGUAAGCCAUCACAGGGUAGAUGCCAUACCAGCUAUAGUUUCAGAACCUGUGAUGCCACCUUUGACUGCCUCAAAGUCCUCCAAAGGUAUUGAAAAGUAUACAGCUCCUCCAAAGGCAGAGGAUCAUAAAGAUCCAUUUGAAGAUUUGUUAAACAAGACAAAACAAGAAGUAGCUCCUGUGCAUGGUAAUGUGGAACAGCUCAGAAAGAGAUGGGAGACAUUUGAGUAGUUUGUGCUUGUAAAUAUGAACAAAAUCUCUUUUUGUGCAUCAGGUGAUUCAAAAAUGCAGAAUCUAUUAGCUAUCUGUGAUGGACUUACAAAAACAGAAUGUAUAAAAUGCCAGUGUUUAUCAAACUGAAGUUGUAUUAGUUGCAGCUUAUGUGUUGUAUCCAACUGAGCAUUGAGAACUAUUAAUGGGAUCUGUAACCUUUUGUACCAGUUUUGAACCUGCAGAAGUAUGUUUGCUGUCAGUGAACUGGUGCUUACAGCUCAUUACAAAUGUUUUUUUUCUGUGUAAGAAAAAAGUUGCAAUCUGCUGUUGAAAAACAAAGCGAUACUAUAAUCCUUGCUAGUAGUCAUUUCAGUUUUCUGUAUUUUUCCACAGAUCUUUUUAGUUGUGGUAAAUUUCAUUUCAUGUUUUUGUAGUAUUUUUUGUAUGAACAAAUGUACAGGAAGACACUGUUGUACUCAGUCUGGUGCUGUUAAUUUCAUCUUGUUCAAAAUGCUGAUCAUGCAGAAAUUAAAAUUAUCUUGGGUCCCAGGCCCACAAUA
This is a messenger RNA of Protopterus annectens (West African lungfish), 3867 nucleotides long. RefSeq names its product DENN domain containing 1A (gene DENND1A). The transcript has 24 exons. Bases 11 to 3325 code for a protein of 1104 amino acids. The record is from RefSeq and is a predicted model, not a curated record. Gene Ontology annotation, cellular component: clathrin-coated vesicle; cytosol. Gene Ontology annotation, molecular function: phosphatidylinositol phosphate binding; guanyl-nucleotide exchange factor activity. NCBI's taxonomy places the organism in Eukaryota, Metazoa, Chordata, Ceratodontiformes, Protopteridae. Gene Ontology annotation, biological process: endocytosis; endocytic recycling.